AUGCAGUAUAAUCAAUAUGUGUCGUUAUGUUUGGUGGCGCUUGUUUUGGGACAAGCAACGGCGUUGCCCCAACAUCCGCAAUACCAGCAACAGGUCCAACAGCAAGUGGUGGAGGACAGAAAAUUCGCUGAGAAGCCUAAUGCCAUGAAGAAGGUCGGUCUCGAUGAUCUGCACGAAGUUGGUUCCAAUCACAUUCAGGAUGGUGGCGUCAGCAACGCGUUCUCGUGGUCGAAUAUGCUGAGCAUGAUGAUGCGGUUGUUGUUGGGUCGAAUGGCUGGCGAUAACGAUGCAAGUAAAAAUGAGAUCGAUGACGGAGUUCCAUCCAGUCCUUGGUCAAAUUUGGUCGCAGUUGGAUUCAGAGUUAUCACCGCUUUGAUUGGUGGUCCCCAGCACGCCGAUGGCGAGGGCAUCGACAAGGUUAACAACGACGCCAGCCCUAUGCAAAAUGUUUUUUUAAUUGACAUCCUUCUCGAACAGUUCAUUAGCAUUGUGGUGAAUCUUUUGGACGCAUUAAAGACAUCGUUCUCCCAUCGUUCAUUGACAGCUCGAUCCAUGGGAAGACGGGAUACCGUUUCCGAGGCUGCUGUCGCGUCUAUUACCAUGUUGAAGGGUUAUAUGAGAUCAUUGAAAACUUUUGGUAAUGUGGGACGUGCCGAGGACGAGGGUCAGCGUGGUUGUGCCGAAAGAGCCCUCUGCGAGGCGAGUGCUGAGUGCGUUAUGGAUGCCCAGGGCACGUCGUCCAUCUUUUGUCAACUCGGAUCGUAUGCAACUAGUUACCUGCUUCAGAGGCAGAGCGGAGUAGGUUUCGAGGCACUUUACGAAGCAGGUCGCCGCGGUCGCGCAGGACAGGACUGUAGAACUCUUUUCAUGGACUGCAAUGCCGUAUGAAAGGCUUGGUCUCGUCUCGAUCUAUUCAGUGCUCGAAGCUCUCGAUCGAUGAACUCGGUUCACUGAUUAGUAGACUGAUUUGGUACCGUAUUCCGAAACGAAUCGAACGAAGAAAUUGGGACUUAAUCCUGAGAAUCGAUCGACAGUUUAUUAAUUUUUUCUAGCGCUGCGGGCGUUUAUAAACGUUCGAUCAGUGCCCCAUGAGCGUUCACCGAAUAUCAUUAACAAAUGUGAUGAGUAAUCUACGCACCAAGCACGAGCUAACCCUCCACUACUUAUAACAGAAAGGAUUAAUUUAUGAUUUUCACUUUACCUAUUACGAUACAUUAAUUGUUGAGAAAUGGGAAAAUACUGUUCUAAAUAUUUGAGACAGUGGGAAACGUACGAGCUUGUUCGAUUAGUUUAAUGUUGUGGAAGGUAUUUUUAAAGAACGAUUAUUCCAUUACAAUUUUUCGAACUUAGAAUUCCCAGUUAGUUCGUGUCACUUUAUAUUUUUAUUUAUUACAUUGACAAGAUUCAUCAUUUGCGUAAAAAAAAGCAGAAAUUAGAAUGCAUUUCAACAAAAUAAAUUCUAAUCGAUACAUUCGAUUUAUUUGAACGUUGACACUGAUCGAGACACGACCUAGUGGGUCGGUAGCACGUUACACGGAAGAACCCGAAGUGCUCCGACUACACACGAAUGCCUCAGAUGCCCGAGAGGCUUGAAAGAAUUGAGAUCCCGCUUAGUAUUCAGGUAGUAAGCAGUGUCGAAUAUUCAGCGCUGCCUCGUCUUGUAUUUUUCGAACGGUUUUAAUUUAUUAAUAAUACAUAGAUUUAUUUAAUCUUGCCGGAACUCGCAGUGUCUGUGGGAAUUUCGAGGUUCUCCAUAAUCACCGACGAUUUGUCCCACGAGAGGAAGAGCUCGCUAGGAAGAAAUAAAGAUUUAGAGAUACGAGAUCGCGAACAAGUGCAUACGCAAGUGGAACAGGAAACGCUUGUCGUAGAAGUAGACCAGAGAUGGGCAAAAUUUUAAUCGAAUAAUAGAUAAUCAACAAGACCAUCGUGUAGAACUAUAAUUAAAUACUAUAAUGGAAAUUUUAAUUUUCAUUCAAUGAGUGACGAAUCAACUGUUAUUCAAGAUUUUUAUCUGCAGAAGAAUUUCGCCCAUCUCUGGCAAACUGAACGAGAUUCGAGGCUUGAACAAACCGUGAACCGGUGUUGGAACAAGCCUCGACGAUUAUGAAUAUUUAUUUACGUUCAUCGAACCUAGAUUUAACGCGUACUUGAGGUUAAAUUAACUACGGCGUGAAGGGAGACCAAACUUCUAUCCUUAAUUAAGAAAAUUGCAGAGAUGGAUAAAUUUCUUAUUUUAAUAAAAAUGUCUAAUAACGAAUAAAAGUUUAUCUUUAUAACUGUCCGAUGAUAUAGGUAUAUAUUAUAUAAAUCAUUAUAUGAUCAUUCUAAUAAAAUUUUGUCCAUCUCUGGAAAACUACUGGAUGAUUUUAAUUCUCCCUUCGUUUCGAGUUGAUUAUCUCGAUUCUAUUUUAUCGCACGCAACAUUUUGCUUCGUAUAACCGUGUAUUAUACGAAUCGUUGUUGUUCCAAAGGAACAAUACGAUCGUUAAUAGGUUCAUCAGCACCUACACCCCUUAUUUUAAAAACAGGAGCCCUUUGGAAGGUUAAACAAAGUUUAU
Messenger RNA from Colletes gigas, 2561 nucleotides. RefSeq lists its product as uncharacterized. Bases 1 to 888 code for a protein of 295 amino acids. The transcript is spliced from 5 exons. NCBI's taxonomy places the organism in Eukaryota, Metazoa, Arthropoda, Insecta, Hymenoptera, Colletidae. The record is from RefSeq and is a predicted model, not a curated record.